AUGGCCAAUUUGCAAAUCGGCAACAUGCAGGGAUUGCCAACUGAGCUUACCUCAUUCCUGACAACAUUGCAGGCACAAAUCAUGAAUGUGCAAAACAGAACCGACCAGUUGGAGCGACUUGCAGCAGAGAAUGCAAGACUAACCACUGAAUUAGACCAUGCUAGAACAACAAUUGCUAAUCUGCAGAAGCAAUUAGGAUCUCAGAGUGCACCUGAAAAAAACUUUUCAGAAAUUUCACUUUCGAACCCAGCCGGCGCAGUAGGUGCUCCUGACAAAAACAAAGAACCAGGUCUGGAAGCCUCCACUUGGGCUACUAAAGCCAGUGUUUCUCUUCCUGUAACUGCCCCAAAAAUGUCUACUGUUCCCUCUGCUCGCCGUAUUGCAGCUUCUGUUCGUAUGUUUGCUCUUCCCUCUGGUCCUUCAGGUUAUGAAUAUGUUUAUAUUCCAAGAUCAAGACGCCUUAAGCACAAAGAAGUCCGUUCCUCUCUCCGCACUCUUGGUGUGGAUUCUUCUCGACUUUUGGACAUUAACUUCCCAGCCAGAGGUGUCAUUGGCAUCCUUGUUCAUGUCCAGUAUGCUGAUACAUUUAAGGCCAAACUGACAACUGCUUCUGUUGAGAUUUUGGACGCAUUUGAUCCACUUGAUCCUGAUAAUGUUGCUGAUCCCAAGUAUGCAUCUCUGUCCACUCAUGAACUUGCCAACACUGCUGCCAUGCUUCACCAUGAUAGAUGUCUCCAAGCCCUACAGUUCUUGCGCCCACACGUUGCUAUCCCAGUUGGUCACUUCUUUUGUGAGGAAGGGUGGAUCAGUGAAGAUGAAAUACCAACACGUACUACUCUUACCAAUGCUACUGGCGGGUCUUUGUUCAAACCUGGCACCUAUAGGGGCUCUAUGGGUGUUUCUGUUCUCAUAUCACCUCACUGUCCUUAUGCCGUCACUCAAAUACCUAUGCCCUCCAAAUAUGCUCUGGCUGUCAAAAUUGGCUCACUCAGAAUUGUAUGCUUAUAUCUUCCACCAAAUAUGCCCACUCAUGAUGUCCUACAUGUACUCUCUUCCAUUCCUUUAACACAUGAUACCAUUCUUUGUGGUGACUUCAAUGCAAGACUUGGCUCUGUUACUGGUGACUAUGCAUCAAAUUGUCGUGGACUGGCACUAUGUUCUUGGAUAGAAGAGAGAUCUCUAUCAGUUGUAAAUGCAGAUCUUGCACCUUGCAUACCAACAUAUAUUUCUUUCCGCAACAACUAUGAAAUCAGCAGUAUUAUUGACCUCUUUAUAACUAAUAUGCCACUCAUCAAUCCUUCUCUUCAUAUUGCUACUGACUUGUCUCUUGGAUCAGAUCAUCGCCUUUUAUCACUUUCCUUUACCUAUGAUCUACAGCACUCUACCAAUAUGCCACCACCAUUACGCAAGACAUGGAACCUCUCACGCCUCAAUGAACCUGAUGUCCAUGCUCUUUAUGCUCAUACCUUCAAUCAAAACUCGACCUCCCUCCUUUCCACCUUGCAAGACAUUGUACAGAAUCCACCACUCACUAGACCCAACAUUGAUGCUAUCACUGAUGAGUUCAAUUUACUCAUUUAUGACUCAUUAAAUAGCUCAAUUGGACAUCGACCCUCUCGCCCAAAUCAUUGGAAAUCCUUCUGGAAUGUAGCUUUGCAAACAGCAGCAGAUCGUCGUAACCAAUGUUACAAAAAAGCAGAUCGUCGUAACCAAUGUUACAAAAAAUGGCGCCUAGCAAUAGGUAUUGACAAAGUUGUUUGGUGGACUAAACACAAGCAUGCACAGGCCGAAUUCCGAUCUCAGGUUCAGCAAGCAAAACGUCAGUCUUGGCAUGUCUUUUGUCAGUCUAUGGAACGUGACUUCAGCAAAGCAACAUCAAAGAUAAAGCAGUUAAAACGCCGUAGACAGCCACAACAUACUUUCCAGCACGAUGAUGGACCAGCCGUAGCAGCAGCAACAAUGUGUGACUAUUUGGCAACAGUAUAUAGUGGACAUAUACUUCCAGCAACCCGACCACCAGCACCAAUGACCACUUGUAACAGUGUGCCUUUUGCCUCUGAUGACUCUCCCUUUACCUCACCAAUUGUAGAGGAAUUCAUGCAAUUUAUGCCUAACCGCAAGGCACCAGGACCAGACCAUAUCAGAGCUGAAAUGCUAAAACCUUCUGCUGGCAAUGGUCAUAUGUUCCAAUCCAUUGCCACUCAUAGACGUUCUGGUACACUCGCUACAAUGGCAACCCUAAACUCUGUUGGUGCUUGUCGUUCUGGUUUUUCUCUGCUGCUCAGUUCACGAUUGUAUAAGACCUUUGUCCGCCCAAAGUUUGAAUAUGGUUUGGCGAUCUCCACUCUACUGAAACAAGAUAUCAAAGUGCUGGAGUCCAUUCAAGAUAAGUGUCUUCGCAUGAUUGUUGGGGGGCAUGCCACGUCCUCUACAAUUGUGUUAAAGCACAUCUGCAAUCUGCCAAGUAUGAAGUUUCGUGCUGAUGCUCUUAUGGCCAAGUUCUGUAUAAGAUCACGCUUUUUGCCAGCCCAGUGCCUUCUGUCUCUUUUGCACCAUCAUCAUACCGUCUAUUCUUCACUUGUCUCCUUGGGAAAAACCCAUCUUCUGUCCAAUCUCCCUCCAACACUCAAACUUCGAAGCCCUAGUGCUGUAAAAAAUCAUUUUGAAAGCAUUAGAGAAGCUGGAUUUGCAAUCUUUCUCCAGUCCAAUACGCAAGUUCUCAUUCAAGCAUGCCGCCCAGUUCUUGGAGUUGAUCCAAUCUUGUUUUUGCCAGCCUCACGUGUGGAACGUAGCCGUUUGAUUCGUUGGAGAAUGGGGUGGUUACCAGGCAAACCAAAGGAAUGUCCUUGUGGAUCAGAUCACACCUCACGCCGCCAUUUGUUGGAUUGCCCACUUGUUCCUAUGGCACUAUUUGAACAGUUGCCUCAACCUGACCAAGAUCAGAUACACAGAAUUGAUUUUGCCAUCACAUCCUUGCCUUUGUCAUCUCAAGAACCGCGACCUGCUUACUGGAUACCACUGCUGACUAUUCUCUGGCACAUAGAUGUUAUAUGUAAUCCUGAUGGUGACUAUUCACAUGAGACUGAACAUGGUGCUCUUUGGAUAUAA
Phycomyces blakesleeanus NRRL 1555(-) is the source of this 3108-nucleotide messenger RNA. RefSeq lists its product as hypothetical. The transcript is spliced from 4 exons. Gene Ontology annotation, molecular function: catalytic activity. The record is from RefSeq and is a predicted model, not a curated record. Bases 1 to 3108 code for a protein of 1035 amino acids. NCBI's taxonomy places the organism in Eukaryota, Fungi, Mucoromycota, Mucoromycetes, Mucorales, Phycomycetaceae.